CAGCGAAGACACUCUCCCUGCACCGAGGCCCUGAUCCACUCUGUGUCCCGCGUUCUCUUUUAGAACGCGGCCCGGGGUUGCUAGGGGAACGCCGAAAGAAGCCGGCUACUGAAAGAAGGAGAACGACACUGCAACGCACAUGGCUUGUGCAUGAAGUAUUGCAGGUAGGGAAAGUCGCCAGCUAGAUUCCCGAGCUCACCAUGAAUGACCUGGAGUCCCUGGCAGUGCCAAGGAACGAUCAUCCUAGGUACUCACUGCAGCUGGAAAACAGGAGGAGGAACGUUUUUGUAACCCAGUUAGGGGAAUACAGGGAAGAAGAGGAUAAAGAUGUUACUCAUAUCCCUAUCAUCAGCGAGGCCCCCAGCAAGAUUCUUGAGACUGAUGCAAACUCUUUGCAAAAAACCUUGGUUCUGAAGAAAGAGGUUGAAGUUGAUCGUGUCACGGCAGAGCUGAUUGCUAAGAGGCAGGAAUUUAAAGAGCGGAUGGAAGCUGUGGCUCAGCGGAGAGCACAAUUUGCCAAAAAGCAGCAGGAUAGCAGGAAUCAAGCUCUUAAAUUUGACAAGUUUCUUAAAGAAAGUGAUGUGAAGAGGAGGCGUGCACUCCAGAAAUACCAAGCAGAAGUAAAAAUGAAUGAAAUAAAACAGAGGGAGAUAGAUAAAUUGGUAGCAGAACUUGAAAAACUCAAAGUCAGACAACAGAAGCUGCAGAAGAAGGUAGCCAAGCAAAAAGUCUAUGAGGAUUUCCUACUGAAAGUCAUUGACCAAUUGCCUGACAACUAUCCGAAGUACGGUGCAGAUUCUGUCAUUGGAGCUAUCAUCAGGCGGCAUGAGACGCUGUCUGCUACAAACCAGACCUUGAUAAAGAACUUGAUCACCCUGUCAGAUGACUUUGAGAAAAGCCAGCAUGACCUGGAAACCUUGCAACGGGAACAUGAUACCACAAAACUUAUGCUGAUUAGGGAACUGUCUGAGCUUCAGAUGAAGUGCAACAGAAUACAGGAGAAAAAUAAGCAGCUGGAAGUCAGUAUUAACCACGAGAAAGGUCACUUCAGAUAUCAGAGUCAAGAGCUAGGCAGCUUGUUGUUAGCUAUCGCCAACCUGGCUGAGCAGUGCCACAUGCAGCAUUAUGGCUCCUUGCAGGAAAUGGAAUGGUUGUCAAAGCUGGACAUGAUCCAAGAAUUCAUUUUGGAAAAAAAGCAUAUCCCGCAAUUAGCGACUCAGCCUGAUGAAUCUGGGGCCUUGCUAUCUAGUCUUGGAGACCAAACUCAGAGCAGAAAAAUGGGAAUCACCAAGAAGAAGUUCCAAAGCCAAGUUCCAGCAGGCAGUGGUGGUGUUAUACAAACUCCCCAAAACAAGGGGAAAGCGUCAGUGUGACACUGUUUUGUAUUAAUGUGUUGCAGUUUCCAAAGCAAUGGAAGAGAGGAAAUAUGCAAGCUUCCUCAGACUUACUGACUUUUCUUACUGUGAAAUGCUUCUUUCUAGUGCCUUCAUUUUUAAUAUUUGUGUCUUCCAUACACUCACAAGUUUGGCAACGGUUUACACAAUUCCUGGACUGUAACUCAAAAGGCAAAAAGCCAACCAAUAAUGCAAAUGAAAAUUACGUUGGUUUUGCUAUAUGGAUAUAGGAUUAGUCCAUUACUAACUGUGGGUUUUAUCCAUGGCACCUCCAGUGAAAUUAGUAAGGAGUCAUUUGUGAUAUUCCAUUCUUUGACUAAAAAGUAAGACUAAAAUAGAUUCAAUAAAACAUAUUGGACCACAAUGUGAGAGUAGUUAAUUUGUUGUUUGUAAAACAUACACUGAGAUCUUUAUCUGAAAAUUGCAAUGUAAAUGCCAAGUAUCAUUAUGUUGCAAUGUGUGUUUUUCUGUGGGCUUGUUUGAAAUUACAUCUGGGGACAAGUUCUCAGCUAUACUGAUUUACGGCAGCUGGCCCGAGACUUUUUCAAUGUCGUCACAAGGGUUUCAAUUCCCUGUUACCAAGGGGAGAAAUUGAAACAGAAGGUACAAAGUGACUUAGCUGGAAAAGCUAGAGGAACUCAAUGCUGAUAACAAGAAGUUCAGGACUAGGUUAAUGGCCUUUGACUCAGUUCAAGUAUAAUAUGAGUUUAAUAGCUCAGACAUUCAGAUGCUUUCUCAUGGUCAAGUCUCCCGUGACACCUAAGGAGUUAGCCAUCUAAUAAUGGCUUACAUGGAGGGGGACCAUUAAUAUUAUUAUAUUUGUAUUGUGUUUUUUCAUCCCAUCCUUCAUCUAUUGCUUGUCUUCUUUGAUUGUGAGCAUUGUUACUUAUUGUAUUACCAUUUGUUUAUUGUUAUAAGUUACUGUGUCAUUCUGUGAACAUUCCCUUACCUUAAUUGUGAGCUCAACUGUGAGAAGUAAAUUUAUAGGUCCAGUUAUUAUAACAGAGCCCGAGUCAUGGACCAGCACCUCAUUGUGCUAGGCGCUGUAUAGACACAGAACAAAAAUUGCCCCACUGCACCCUCUUGGGAACCAAAGCAAGGGCUCAGUUUUAGAACCUCAAAGAUUAAUUAUCCUCAGCUCGGUCUCACUCCUUUCCCAAAACAGAAUCAUUGCUGUGUGGUGUUCUUUUAAGA
Messenger RNA from Mauremys mutica (yellowpond turtle), 2588 nucleotides. It is a transcript of the gene CCDC197, whose product is annotated as coiled-coil domain containing 197. Lineage: Eukaryota; Metazoa; Chordata; Testudines; Geoemydidae. Bases 201 to 1373 code for a protein of 390 amino acids. The transcript has 10 exons. The record is from RefSeq and is a predicted model, not a curated record.